Molecule: messenger RNA, 2033 nt
Organism: Phacochoerus africanus (Common warthog)
Lineage: Eukaryota; Metazoa; Chordata; Mammalia; Artiodactyla; Suidae
Gene: SPATA21
Product: spermatogenesis associated 21
Exons: 9
Coding region: 1-1368 (455 amino acids)
Molecular function (GO): calcium ion binding
Source: RefSeq, a predicted model, not a curated record
AUGUGGGAGCCUAAUAGGAUGCAGGAGAGACCUGGGCCACCCCAGGGGCCCAGAGAGGAAGGGGGAAGGGAGGUGAGGGACCUUGGAGAGAGGAGGGAGCCAGACCAUAGCCUGAAGCUGCUUCAGGAACCCAUGGUGGCUGCAGGGGCCCAGAACCUUGGCAACCCCCGGCCCGGCUUCAUGAAGUGCCUGCUGGAGGUGGAGGAGGAGGAGGCCACCCAUCGGAGAGCCACCAAGGCCCGCGCCCUGCCAAACCGGAAGUCCCCCAGGACUCUCACUCCCGUGCCUAAUUCCCCCCCAGCUGGCAGCUCAGCCCCAAGCCUGCCUCUGACCCUGCCUCAGACCUCUGCCUCGGCCCCUGCCGUGGCCCCAUCCCGGGCCCGGCCACCAGCCCCUGGGCCAGUCCCUGGGCCAGUCCCUGUCCCCAUGGGAGUCCCCAUCAUGGCCCUGCCCAUCCCCAUGUCAGACCUGGGCUGGAGAAGGACAGAACUUUUGCACCACGGCAGGGAAAGGAGCCUGGACUACCCCAAGGCACGGCAGGAGCUGGAAGAGCACUGCCUCCAGAAGGUGUGUCAGACCUGGGAGGAGAGGUCGGAGGAGGAGAACCUCACGCUGCAGCAAGAGGAAGCCUUCCGCAGCUACUUUGAGAUCUUCAAUGGUCCUGGUGAGGUGGACGCACAGAGCCUGGAGAACAUCCUGGUCCUCGUGGGCAUCUCCCUGACACCGGCCCAGAUGGAGGAUGCCCUGAUGAGCGCUGAUAUUGAUGGAGACGGUCACGUGAACUUCAAAGACUUCUUGGCUGUGAUGACAGACACCAAGCGCUUCUUUUGCUCUGUGGAACAGAAUGCCCUGAUGGACAUGGCUCCCCCAAACCCCCACACUCUGCUCUUUGAGAUCCUGUCCCUGCUGGUGGAGAUGCUGGCUUUACCUGAGGCAGCCUUAGAGGAGAUCACCAGCUAUUACCAGAAGAAGCUGAAGGAGGGCACUGGUAAGUCCCGAAAGAUGGAAUCAGCCACAGGCCGGCUGCGGUCCCGGAAGAAGCUCUCCUACAACCCCCAGCAGGCAGACGUCUUGGAAGUCCCCGAGCGAAGAGUCCUCAGGAUCCUGAGCCGGCUGAAGCAGCAGAACUUUGCUGCCAACCUGCAAAGCCCCUAUGCUCAGGUGCCUUGCAUCCCGCUCUGCCCGCAGCUGGAUAAGAGGGUGAUCCGACGGAAGCAGGGCAGCCACUACCUACUGGACCAGUGCACUCCCACCAGCCUGGGCCCUGACAUUCAUAGCUUCUUCUUCCAGACUGGAUCUCAAGGAGGCAGGGAACUCAGCUGUGACAGCAGAAAGUGGCUCAAUUCUGCGCCGGCUCGAACCCACUGACCCUGCGGAACCUUGACUCUGGGCAGCUGCUCAGGGCCUGCAGAUGGAUGGGUCACCAGGCAGGGACCGCUGCUGGGUUUUGCUUUUGUGGCCUGGUAAGCCAAUAAACAACUAACCUCAGCCUCUGUGCCUGGUGCCAGGGAGGCCCCAGGUUUUCACACUUCCACUCAGCUCUUAGAGUGCAGGGCCACAGCCUCCCUCAGGCUUUGGAGCCCCUGAAGCAAGACUCACCUUAAGACUCUGCCCAGGGUCGGGGUCCUGCUAGAGGUGGCCCUGGGUGCAGCCUUGACCUUCUGUGCACUCUCAAAGCACGUAACUGGGACUCCUUAGAUGGCUGUCUCCUGCCUUGGACUGGGAGUCCUGCGAGGCACUUGCGCAAAGGGGACGGUGAACACAAGGGAAGUGCCUGGCAAAGACCCUGACCCCUAAAACAGGCAGACCCCAUGGAAAGGCAGGAGGGGCCUCAGCCAUGCUCUCACCAGCAGAAACCCAGUGAUCCCCAUCCCUUGGAGCCUUGGCCCCCAACCCACACACCACCCCAUCCUAUUACCCAGAGAGUGAGCCCCUUCCUGGGACUGAGCAGAGGUAGCUCCCCAGUGGUUAAACAAGCAGCCACCCCAAGAGGUUAGGAGGCCAGAAACUGAAAUAAGGACAAGGCUCUGACA